Molecule: messenger RNA, 1100 nt
Organism: Cercospora beticola
Lineage: Eukaryota; Fungi; Ascomycota; Dothideomycetes; Mycosphaerellales; Mycosphaerellaceae
Product: mitochondrial fission process 1 family protein
Biological process (GO): mitochondrial fission
Cellular component (GO): mitochondrion
Source: RefSeq, a predicted model, not a curated record
CAUGCCGCAGUGCUAUCGCCCACUUUCGCUUCCACUUGUUACACCUUCUCAUCUACCACCUUUUGCUUGGUCACUCUUGCACUCAUCGAGCGCGUUAAAAUAACAUAUACUAGACUUCGGCCAAAAAGCUACGACAGCAAGACCGGACCGCAUUCACAGCCCAAAAAGGGCUCCUCCAUCAUGGGCGACAAGAAGCCACAAAAAGACGAAGAUCAUCUUGAUAGCAUACCACACGAGCGCAAAGAACCGCGACCCGACUUCUCGAAACCUUUGCCUCGCAAGGCGCUGCCGAAAGAUCUCCAAGAUGUUCUCAACUCAGAAGACCGCUUUUGGGACAUCCUCACAUCGCCCGAUGGACCCGAAACGACGGAUACGCCUGUCCGAUACGCGGCCUACGCCGCACGAUUAAAGACCAUCAUGCUUUCUGCACACCGAUACGUCGCUUACACAUCCGACAUUGGCGAAUCCUUUCGCCCAGUCGCACAUCCUUACCUUGUGAAGGGAGCCUAUGGCGUGAGCUGGGCAUAUCUGAUUGGAGAUGUGAGCUACGAGGGGACAAAAGCGUACAAGCGGAAUCAAGCAAUUUUGAAUCCUCAGACGCCAGAGGAGAUCGCGGCGGCGGAUGCGAGGCCUGGAGGGAGGAAGGUUCCUGCGAUAGAUGAUUAUCGGGCGGUGAUGGUGGAGAGAGGAGUGUUCCAGGCUGUGGCGAGUAUGGGUCUGCCGGCGUUCACGAUACAUUCGAUUGUGCGAUACUCUGGACGGGCUAUGAAGAACGUCAAGAAUGUGAAGCUGCGAACGUGGGGACCGAUUGGGUUAGGGUUGGGAUUUGUCCCUGCUCUGCCUUACAUCUUCGACGAACCUGUGGAGAAGGCGACAAGAUGGAUGUUCCACACAGGUUUCGAGACAUUUGGUGGACCUGGUGCAGUAGGCAAGGACGAGAAAGGUCGAGGGCCGGACUUUGAGACGAAGGAGGCGGAACGGCAAAAGAAGGAAUUGUAAAGACAAUGGCGAACGAUGGGAUUACGGAACCCGCUACGGCAUAGCAUAUCCAGGCGCUCUCGACUUAUCUAAUGUGUACAUAUCACGAAUCUCAAUACCCG